This is a messenger RNA of Xylona heveae TC161, 2832 nucleotides long. RefSeq lists its product as hypothetical. The transcript has a single exon. The coding region runs from base 1 to 2508 and encodes 835 amino acids. NCBI's taxonomy places the organism in Eukaryota, Fungi, Ascomycota, Xylonomycetes, Xylonales, Xylonaceae. The record is from RefSeq and is a predicted model, not a curated record.
AUGUGCGUUCAGUGCUGGCUUUCCAUGAGCGACGACGGUGUCCACCUUAUCAACCGGGACGACUCCGGAUGGGCUACGCAGACUCCUCCAACUACUUCGCAGACUGUGCAAGCGCAGACAGCACUACAAAUUCCAAGAGGCAAAGUUGCAGAGAAUCUCGGUAGCGGUAGUCAGGCAAGCAGCGUUGGUGAUGCCGGGCCUUCAAAUGCAGAAAUCUCAAGAGAGCACACCAACCGCGAGCUGGCCCACAAGUGUGAGGAUGACAAAACGAAUGAGGGUGAUAUAGUCGGAAAUCAGUCCGAACCCCGAAGCAACAAUGUGGAUAUUGACCGCCCGUUCUCUGUACUUCUUCAAGCCGUUGACCUCGUCACUCAGGAGAAGAGUACUGGCGACAAUGACUCUCAUGUCAUUCGUGCUCACAGCUCGCAUUCUCUAUUUGGGGCAUCUCACGAAGAUGAGAGGAGGGACCGAAAUCGGACUGAGAACGUCCAGCCGAAUCUUCCAACAAGGGGGAUUGUUUUUGGUCCGCCCAUUGAUGGCGUUCGAUAUUACACUGUUCCCCGCGGAGAUCCCCUAGAAGUUUUGGCGGAUCGGUACGGGGGUACGUGCUUUUUCAUUGACAAAAAUGAAAGAGACGGUAUUGAAACCCUAUACAUCGUACGGCGGCUUGGCCCGGAUGUCAUAAUAGCCAUGACCCCAAGGCCGGAGUGGUAUACUAAUCCGGAGCCAGAGCCGCCGCGAGGGAAUGGAUGGCCACAUCCAUUCCCUGGUGAUAUGGAGCGUUACCGCCAGCGUGUCAACAGAGAGCGGGAAAGGAACGAGAUAAUGGAGCAAGAUGAUUCUGAAGCUGAAACGCUUCGUCGAUCUACCAGCGCUUCUUCCUCGUCCCAGGAGAGCGACUAUGAUGAAAAAGCCGGGAGUACACAUCGAGACACGCAGCCGCCUCCUACUUCGACUAUAGCUCAGCAUUCCGCCGAGAAGGGCUCAGUCCAAGGUGAGCGUGGAAUUUCAGACCAUAAAAUGCAGGGCAUCCCUAAUGCCGCACCAGGGCACUCUCAAGCCGAUUCUCGCGGUCAUGACCGGGCGUUUGAAGAGGAACACAAAAUGGAUCUAGAUGCCACUGGACCGGUCCCUAUAUUUCCCAUGCAAGCUCCCUUACUUGCUCCUCAACCUCGGCCAGCCGUUCUCCAUGGCGUUCUUAGAUCGAGUCACCAAGUCGAUAGAGUUCCCAGAUACUCGCCAUAUCCGACCCGCUCCAUCAAUACCAGCGGUCAGCUUCCUACAAAUGCUGCAACGCUCCAGGGUACCCCGAACAUCAACCGCAAUGGCCCGAACCCAUCCUCAAGAAAUGUAGGAACACGGGUUUAUCAGCAAGCUCAGGGUGUCGAAUCGUGGCCUCAAAUGGCACAGGGUGCGAGCACCUCAAAUGUGCACGGUGACAAUACAUUCCAUCAGCAGCAGAUCCGAGGAUCUGACUCACAUGGCGGCACUCCCGGUCUUGAUACCAGCCAGACCAGGGCAAACUCGAAUCAGGCACCAUAUUCACUCCCGUCGCAGAAUAUCCAACCUCCCAACCAUAGUCAUCACCCCUAUUCUGCCAAUAAUUUGACUGGCACGGAGGCUCAUCAAAUCCCAGAGCAUGCGCCAAUGGACCCGAGUGGUAGGGCAGCUAGCGGGACCUUUGCUGCUUCACACCCUCCAUCUCACCGAGUCCUGAAUGCUGCGAAUCAGUCCCACCGACAGUCAGAGACUGCUGCUGCUAAUCCACCAAAUACCACUGGUCAACAGCGCUCAAACCAGAGACGACAGCAAGGCCAGCCUGGAACCAGCCAACAGAGAGGUUCCACUAGACACACCACACGCGCUUCGCGACCUGCAGUCGGCUCAAGUGUUCCCGGCCAGUCUUUUAGAGCCGGCAAUCCCAGAGAUACAAUUGCUAGCGUCGUUAUGCACACAAACAUCCAGCUUGUUCGCAACAGCGGCGGGGAGGCGAGCAGCAAUGCCACCCAUCAGCCGGGACCCAUGUAUGUCGGAGGAGUAGUCCAGCACUCUGCAGCAUUUGGCAGUCAUACCGGAGUCUCCGCAACACAUCGCACCUCCGUCGCAAGCGGCACCAAUCCCCCUUACAUACCUGGCAACUCAGCCAGUGGACAAGGCCAGCAAAACCAACCAGGCACCAGCGCUCCAAGAGGAACAUUUGCCAUCCCGGGCGAAUAUAUCCGCGGCCAAACGGCAGGCGAAGUAUGGAUCAGGGUGGUAAGAAGGGAGAAUCUUGGAAGUGCGACUACGACUACGACUACUGGGUCUGGGUCUGCUCAGCAGUCUUCUCCACAGGGUCCCAGCGGUACUGGUGCUCCAAAUAAUGGCGGUGGUGCUAGUACUACUGCUAAUAAUAACGCAGCUGCUAAUAUUGGCGGCCACAGGAGCAGAGGUCAGGCGAGAACAGGCGCUGCAGUUGCAGCAGAUAAUUCUCCUUCUAAUGCACCUCCAGGUCCUGCAUCGUCUUAGGUUCCGUCUAAUUAUUGCUCGUGAAGUCUCGAAUGACGCAGAGGGACUAUCUAUUGCUUCGACUCUGGUUGAAUUUUUGGUUCUCGUUCUCGUUCUCUUUGGCUUUUAAUCUUUGUUUCUUUGUUUCUUCCUUUCUUCCUUUCUUCCUUUCUUGCUUUUCCUCUCCUCGUCCCGUUCCUAUCAUAAUGAAAGUCCAAAGACUAGACGGUUUGCUACAUGUCUGCGACUUAUGACUUAAGACUAAUGACUUUUACACUCUCCACUCCGUGGCACUGCAUUUAGUUUCUUUCUUUUUUUCUUUUUUUUCUUUUUUUUUUUUUUUUU